AUGGCCGACGUGGAAAUGGAAGUUGACAACCCCCCCUCCCCCUCUGCCGCCGCCGUUGGAGGCGAGGCCGCCCCCGCCCGCAACGAGUCUGAGAUGCAGACACACGGCCGCGCCACUGCCGUCCGCUCCAUUGAGGGCUGGAUUAUCAUGGUCACCAACGUCCAUGAGGAGGCUGACGAGGAAGCCAUCCAUGACAUGUUUGGCGAGUUCGGUGAGAUCAAGAACUUGCACCUCAACCUCGACCGGAGGAGUGGUUACGUAAAGGGCUACGCACUUAUCGAGUACGCCACCCUUGCCGAGGCCCGCGCCGCCAUCGACUCGGCCCAUGAGACCAAGCUUCUCGACCAGACCGUUUACGUCGACUUCGCCUUCGUCCGCCCCCCGCCCGGCAGCAAGGGCGGCAGCGGCGGCGGCGGCGGCAACCGCGGCGGAGCCGGUGCGAGACCCCAGAACCGCGGCCGCGGCCGGAGUCGCAGCCGCAGCCGCAGCCGCAGUGUCGACAGGGAGGCGGCGGCGGCCGCCGCCGUCGCCAAGGACAGCGGCGACAUUGAAUGA
Molecule: messenger RNA, 555 nt
Organism: Colletotrichum higginsianum IMI 349063
Lineage: Eukaryota; Fungi; Ascomycota; Sordariomycetes; Glomerellales; Glomerellaceae
Product: RNA recognition domain-containing protein
Exons: 2
Coding region: 1-555 (184 amino acids)
Biological process (GO): RNA splicing
Cellular component (GO): exon-exon junction complex; cytoplasm; nucleus
Molecular function (GO): mRNA binding
Source: RefSeq, a predicted model, not a curated record